GAUUAUAGUGACAUGGAGAAUAAAGAACUGAAAAUUAAUGAAUUUCAGACUCAAUUGCGCAUGAUGAGAAUUAAAAUGCAUCAAAUCUUUCAUGCAUUAAUCGUAAAUUCUUCAACCAGAAAUCGGACUCUUGGCUAUAUCAGCGAAAUUUUGGACACUAAUAAAAAAUUAUCACAAAUUCAAGUUGAAUACGAGCAAUUAGCAAAUCCUACGGCAAUGUUAAAUAUGCUUUCCAUUCUUAUUGACUUUGAUAAAAUUCCUGUUGAAAAAAUUCAAGAUGAUUACAUAUUUCAUCCAAAAUGUCGGAUUAAAAUGACUGAAAUUAAUACUCUCAAAAUGGAUAAUGAUAUGAUUGAAGCAUAUCGUAAAAAAAUUGAUCUCUCUUAUACUCCCAGCUUUAACACCGAGUGCUUUUAUUUGACUAUUGCUUUUAUGGGGAUUAGGUCAUCACUGAUUAUUGUAUUUAUUUUUUUUUGGUUUUAGUAUGACGACAAUGAUGAAUAAUUUGUCUCGUAUGGAUAGGCAUAUAUAUGAGAUUCGUAGACAGUUGCGGGAUGCCGAGGAGCAACUUCAACGAAAAGGCCAGAAUCCGUCUCAACUUAAUCGGAUCCGAGCAAUAACGCAACGUACUAAGGAACUUUUGAAG
This is a messenger RNA of Meloidogyne enterolobii, 646 nucleotides long. Lineage: Eukaryota; Metazoa; Nematoda; Chromadorea; Rhabditida; Meloidogynidae. The record is from the annotation of a GenBank genome assembly.